UUAAACACGUUGGUCGGAAAUAUGAAACGUCCCAGUUUGAUUUGUUGCCUUCCUCAGUAGAAAUGGCUGCAGUUUAUCAAGUCAAGGCCCUCCACGGCUUCUGUCAGUUCCAGAUAUUUCGGAGUCUGAAGCUUGUUCCUGUCCAGCUGACAUCAGUCUGCCUUCAGAGGAGGCUUUGCAUUGACAAUAAUGGACCAAAUAAGCCACCAGCAAACCCAGAGAACGAAUCCUUGCUUGAAAACUUGAAUGUAAUGGGUGUAGAUGUGCAGAUGGCCCGCCGGCGUCAGCCUGGGGUGCUGCGUAAAGUCUUCACCAACGAGAAAGGCGUUGCUCGGUUCCUUCAGCAAAAAGGUGCUAACCAUAAAGUAAUCGCCGGCAUAGUGUCCCGUUAUCCCCGAGCCAUCACCCGCUCCAUCGAUCACUUGGAACAGCGCUGGCACUUGUGGAGAAAUGUGUUCAACACCGAUGCAGAAAUCGUGAGAAUCCUGGAUCGUUCACCUGAGUCUUUCUUCCGUUCCAGUGACAACGACAACUUGAAGAAGAACAUAGAUUUUCUAAUCUCACUGGGACUUAACACCAAGGACCUUCAUCGGUUGCUGACCACGGCACCACGGACCUUCUCCAACAGCGUAGAGCUCAACAAGCACAUGGUCCAGCUUCUGGAAAAUAUCUGUUUGGAGCUCGGUGGAAGAAAUCCAGAAGAGUUUGCAAAAACGGUUAUAUCUCGAAACGUCUAUAUUCUCAUCAGAAGCACUAAAAGAGUCAGGUCAAACAUCGACAACCUGAGAGAGUCUCUUAAGCUGAGCAAUUCUGAACUGUUGGCCCUUCUUCAAGGCCCUGGGGCGGAAAUUUUGGACCUGUCAAAUGAGUAUCUAAAAAAGAAUUUUAACAGCCUUCAGCAGAAGAUGGUUGAACUUGGCUGUCAGGAAGAUGACAUCAAGAAAUUGAUCAUCAGUUAUCCAUUGGUUCUCUACAUUGGACUAGAAACACUGAGCUCCAAAAUAGAUUGUCUUCUGGAAGGAGGAAUAACAAUGGAGCAGAUCGUCAAGAAGCCCAAGGUGUUGGACUACAGCACGAAGAACAUUACCGGGCGACUGGGGGAGCUGCACAAAGUGGGAUAUGACUUCGAAAAAAAUGGUAUCAACAUCUUGGACACUAGUCGGAAGCGAUUUGUUGCAAAAAUGGAAAAGCUUAAUGCCUCAUCAGAUGGAUGAAUGUAGCUGCUUCUCCUGUGGUGUUAGACAAUAAUAAAUGUUAUUUGUUUCUUCAGUUUAGAAUAUUAAUGUUUGAUCAUCUAAGAUUUUAAAUUUAAUAAAUAAGAAAUGCUGGAAUUUUCUCUUUUGUAAAAUUUCAGGUUAAUCAUAAGAGCUCCAGAGAUUACUUUUCAAUUCUAUUGAGAACAUUUUUUAUUUUUUUCCCUGGGUGGAAAGAUCUUGAUCUUCAACACUGAUUUCUAUUCGUUUUCUGAUACUUGAUUGAAUCGAUUGACUGAAUUAACUUGUUUCAGAUUAGAUAUUAAGUAUUUAUUGACAAGAACAUGAUUUUUACUUGAACAAAAGAUCAUCCUUUCGUUAAAACGCACAUGCAAUUUCGUAAAAUAUUUGUCCAGUUUUUCUCAUUUACAAGAUUGUUUUGGGGUGUCAUGUAGAAGGAAAAAAGAAAAUGUGCCUGACAGGCAUAGAAAUAA
This is a messenger RNA of Cololabis saira (Pacific saury), 1687 nucleotides long. Its product is annotated as transcription termination factor 1, mitochondrial. NCBI's taxonomy places the organism in Eukaryota, Metazoa, Chordata, Actinopteri, Beloniformes, Belonidae. Gene Ontology annotation, biological process: termination of mitochondrial transcription; regulation of DNA-templated transcription. The record is from RefSeq and is a predicted model, not a curated record. Gene Ontology annotation, molecular function: double-stranded DNA binding. The transcript is spliced from 2 exons. Gene Ontology annotation, cellular component: mitochondrial matrix. The coding region runs from base 63 to 1214 and encodes 383 amino acids.